AUGGGAGAGUUGUCCCUCUAUGUCUCUGGCUGUGGUUCUGGGGACCAGCGACGCGGAGUUCCCUCGGGUCGCUCUACCGCUCCCCUCAUACCUGUAUUCUCUGGAGUAGUUGGUUGUAUUCUGGGCCGUCUGUGGUCCACCCUGGGCAGCCUGGCACUGCUGGCGGUGGCGACGAGGGUAAGAGGUGGCUACUACCUGACUAGUGCCUAUGGAGCCAUGUCCCUGAUCAGAAACUUCCAGGAGGAGCAGGCAGCCAGAGUGCUGAGCUCUGAAACCAGGGACACUUCACCAGUGGCACCGCCGACGCACCACCAGCGCUCUGCUCCAUCUAUUGACGACUUCCAGAACUACCUGCGGGUGGCACUGCAGGAGCUGGACAGCGGCUGUACUGCCAAGACCCUACAGGUCCGACCGUAUGCCACUGUGGAGGAGGUGUGUCAGCUAUGUGCGCUAAAAUUUAAAGUGUCAGACCCUGAGAAGUACGGCUUGUUCCUGCUGUUGGAGGGCAGCAGCCAGCAGCUGGCACCAGACACCCACCCUCAGAAGAUCAAGGCUGAGCUUCACAGCCACUCAGAAGCCGUUCCCUUCCACUUUGUCUUCCGCCGCUUGACCAACAGCAACACCUCAUCAUCAACUUCUUUCGAUCCUAUGCCCAACCUCAAUAACCUCAGUGUGACCUCUGACCUCAAUAGGACCUGUCAGCCCACUCCCCGCAACCCACUCUCAGUUUAG
Messenger RNA from Micropterus salmoides (largemouth bass), 732 nucleotides. Its product is annotated as ras and Rab interactor 2-like. The transcript has 3 exons. Lineage: Eukaryota; Metazoa; Chordata; Actinopteri; Centrarchiformes; Centrarchidae. The coding region runs from base 1 to 732 and encodes 243 amino acids. The record is from RefSeq and is a predicted model, not a curated record. Gene Ontology annotation, biological process: signal transduction.